UCUAUAAAUUGGAAACAUCCAUCUGAGGUUGACAACUACAGCAAUCUGCUUCAGAAACAGACACCAAGAUAUCUCCAUGGAUUCAAAGAAGUCUAACAAAAUCAGACAAAUUGUUAGGCUUCAACAGAUCCUCAAGAAGUGGAGAAAGCUUGCCAACUCGUCAAAGCCGACCAUGAGCAGCAGCAGCAGCAAGAGCAUCAAGUUUCUGAAGAGAACACUUUCUUUAUCUGAAGAGAAUACUGUCCCAAAAGGCUACCUGGCCGUCUGUGUCGGAGAAGAGCUGAAGAGAUUUGUUAUACCAACCGAGUAUUUGGGUCAUCGUGCUUUUCAUAUUUUACUGCGAGAAGCAGAGGAGGAGUUCGGGUUUCAACAGACUGGUGUUUUGAGGAUUCCUUGUGAAGUUUAUGUGUUUGAAAACAUUUUGAAAAUGGUGGAGGAAAAGAAGGACGUGUUCUUCAUGCAGGAAUGCUGCUCGUCGGAGAACCGGCUCACUCCUUCUGAUCACCGACAGCAGAGCCCAAUGUGCAGAUAGCUUUUGGAUUUUAUUUUAUUCUUUUUGACACCCAUCAUGUCAUUUCUUUAGAUGAGGCCAUGUAUGAGGGUGAGAGUGAGACAGUUAGAGAGGGAUUUGAAUAAAGAUGUAAAACUUUUUGAGAAUUAGUGAAUCAUACCAACAACUUGCAUUUUCUA
Messenger RNA from Alnus glutinosa, 690 nucleotides. Its product is annotated as auxin-responsive protein SAUR71. The coding region runs from base 77 to 532 and encodes 151 amino acids. Gene Ontology annotation, biological process: response to auxin. The transcript has a single exon. NCBI's taxonomy places the organism in Eukaryota, Viridiplantae, Streptophyta, Magnoliopsida, Fagales, Betulaceae. The record is from RefSeq and is a predicted model, not a curated record.